CAUAGUUCCAAAUUGCUUUCUAGAAUGUCUAGACUAAUUCAUAACUCUACUAACAAUGCAUCUAUAUGCCAUUUUUCCAGAGUUCCACCAACAUUUGCCAUUUUCCUUUUUUGUUAACUUUGCCAAACCAAGGUGUAUGAGGUGGAAACUCUGAAUUGCUUUAUUUUUAUUCUCAAAUUUUUAGUGGAGGUUUUUUUUUUUUUCAUAUAGCUAUUGAUAGUUUGGAUUUCAUUCUUUGAAAACUACUUGAUCAAAGCCUUUGACCAUUUAUCAAUUGAGGAUCCAAUGUCAUUGUAAUUAACAUAAAAAUCAAAGGAUUUUAAAGCUAUAAGCAAGGUUCGUUUUUAUAGGUUACUUUCUUAGAAGGUGCUCACCUUCUAGAGCAUUGUGCUAGAUGCUAGAGAUACAUUGAAGCAGGUAUAAGACUGAAUCAUCUUUGCCCUUAAGGAACUUAUAGCCUACUUAAGAAAACAUGGAACAUAUAUAAAAAGAUAAUGCAUUUUGUUUGGAUUAAAUGAAUGCUACUUACAAGUAGAUGCUACAGCAGUUCAAAGAAGAGAAGGAUUUUUUAAUCAAAUUUAUCUUCCCAUGCAAGGAACCUGCUUAUAGAGUGACUGGUAGUCAACUUCUUUUGAGUAGUGUUUGGGUUUUUUUUUUUUUAAUGUUACUGUUGUCUGAAAUGAGAGAACUAUUUGCAGGGAAAGAUGUUCAAUUUAGAUAUUCUGAGUUUGAGGUGACUAAUCUCCAUGUGGAACUGUCUAGAAGUUGGAAAUGUGUGGUUUCCUCUUAGGGCAUAACAGGGUUGGCGAUAUAAGAUAUAUGGCUACCUAGAAGUGGAGCCAAGAUGAAAGCUACAACUUCUUAUACUUGGACCAUAUUUUCUUCUUCAUUAUAUUGACAGAAACAUAAGUUAAAAACUCAGUGUGUCUGAACAGAAUUGUGUCUACUGCUAAGUAAAUGUACAGAGAUUUGAGUCCAAUGUUUGAGAACAUGGAGCAUAUGCUUGGAAAAGGAAUUAAAGAUCACAUUAUGGUGAAAUUUGAACACAAACUUUUGCCUUAUUUCUGCACAUUUUUUCUUUAUACUUGGAUGCUGCAUAUAUUCGUGUCUAAUUAUGUGAAUAAGAGAUGCUCAGCAGCACUCUUAUGUUCCUAAGGGUCCUCUUUCUCUGGGUUUUGCCUCUUAUUCUAGAAGUAGUUAAUUCUCUAUUAAUACCUGUUCUUAAAUAUUAAUUCUCUUCCUGACUUAUAUCUCCCCUCUCAGUUCCAAUUUUAAUGCACAAUGGUUUUUUCCCCCUUUAUAUAGUUUUCUAUCAGAUAGGCUAUUAAGGUUGUCACUAGCAGUAGGUACCCCUCUGAAGCUUGGUAAGAACAUUUGAGGCAUGAAUGACUGCUAGAAAUAAAAGGAAGGUUGGUUGCUUAUUUACUUUUUGUACCUCUUAUCACUUUUAUUAAGCUUUUAUUAAGCCUUGGAGGAUGGAAUGUCCUCAGGUUUACUGUUCAGCAGCAGCAAACCAAGAUCUAUCAACACCAACCUGCUUUUUCAGCCUUCUUUGACUUUCUUUAUCCAUAUAUCCUAUAUUUGAACUAAUAUGAUUAUUAUCCCCUUAAACAUAAACCUGAUUUCCUGUCCUUAUGCCAGUGCUCUGAUUUAAAUGCCUUUCUCUUACCAGUUCCAUUAGCCUUUUCCCAGUUCUUAUCCACAACUUUUUUUUUUGCCACAUUUGACAUUAACUGUCUUCUUUUUUCUGAAAAUUUCUUUUCCCAUGGCUUCCAUGGUACAUAAUUUUCCUGCUUCUUUUCCUAGUUUCUGGCCAUUCCUUCUCUUUCAGUAGAUCACUCUUCUUUCCCCUGAUGCCUAAACAUUACCAUUUCCUAGGGUUCUGUUUCCACCCUCUUUUCACACACUCUUACAUGCCCACAGUUACAACUGUCAUCUUUGCACAUCAUCCUAAAAUCUACACCCCUAACUUUUGAUCAUUGCCCUAAGUUCCAAAACUGAAUUUCUAGUGGUCUGCUGGAUGCCUAUUCCUUUGAUAGUUCACUAGUACCUGACACUUGAUUAUAUCUAAAAUCAAUUUACUAUCUUUUCCCCUAAAUCUAUACUUUUUCUUCACCUCCCCAUUUUUAUUCAUAGUACCAACUUCUUUACUGUCACUCAGGAAGCAAUUCUCACUUGGAUUCUGUCUGAUCUGUUCUUUGCUCUUCACAUCUAAUCAACUGUCAAAGCCAUCUUACUCAAAAUUCUGAAUUCUUUCCAUUAUACUAACUACUUUCUAGGAAAUGGGAUGAUUGUGCCGUUCAUGAUAGUACAGCUUUCAGUAACUCAAAAGUCAUCUAUGUAUGGCUUUGGAAUAGUGUUAGGCUCUCACAGCAAAAAUAUCAAUCUUCCCUAGACCUAAUAGCUCCCACCACAGUUUGGGCAAUGUGAGGAAGAAGGCUUCAAAUAAUAUACAGUUGAUAGUCCACUUAUAAAUAUAGUUGACAGUUGUCUAUAAGUAUGUUACACACACAUGCCACACAUGCACAUGUGUGCACACACAUUAGGAUGACAACCUUUGUUGAGUGAAUGACUGUGGUUUUAGAACUAAGAGAAUGUUGUUCUAUUUCUUUGACUUACUGUGUAUUCCUAAUCCACUUGCAAGUUGUUUGUUGUAAUACACUGGUGAGUAAUAUGUCAUUAACAUUGUAAUGCUAUGAUGCCAGUCAAAGUGUUUCAUUUUAUUGUCCCCCCCCCCCCCCCCUUAGUCCUCUCUGUUUUGAUUGUGUGCUUGUAUGUAGACUCUGAUUAGAUAGACUGGCUUAUUGCUGCUCAUCCAGAUCAAGGUGGAUGGCUCAGUCUUCUCCUGGUAUACAGUAUUCAGGUAAAUGGAAAAUAGUUUCAGGGACUAGAGGAAAGUUCCCGACCUCAUAACCCCUGGUGAAGUUUUCACCUUUGCUGUUGUUUCAAAGCUGCUUGGUUUAUCAUUUAACCUGUGGGUGCCAAGAGAAUAGAUUCUGUCAGACCUGAAGGCAAUGACCUCUGUGGUCUUAGACUCACUAAGCACUCUGCCCAAGUUGAAUGGAUGCCAGCUUCUGGGAGGAGACUCAUGAAUUGUGUACACUUUUCUUCUGAGCACUCAUUUGCCUCAUAGAAAGUAUUUUACAUUAGCCAAGUUCUAUAGCAGGAAUGUGGAAGCUUAGGAAUGUCCUGCUGCCAUACAUAGUCAGAGCCUUUUGGCUAUUGUCAUUGGAUUUCCUUAGGGCAGUUGCCUUAUGUUAUGGGAUAGAUAUUUACUAACAACACAUUAUAUAUAAGGUAUUAUCCUAGGUGCUGUGGGGAUAAUAAAAAUAAAUAAAAUCUGGUUUAUAUCUAGAAUGUCAUCACCAUAACCUGUUGAGCCAAUAUGGCUUAGCCUCCCACACUAUGAAUAGACUAUUUUUAGAAGGAAUCUGUGAUUGUGUUUUGCUGGAAUGAGUCUCUCUACCCAGUUUGAUAAGAUCAAGUGCUUAAUCUACUGGUAAUGAUGGCUUAGGCUACCUAUAACUGAGACCCAAUCCAAUUGUCUUUGCUUUCUGACCCUCAGGUAUCAUGAGAUGGCUGUUUAUAAAGACUUUUUGCCUUUUUUCCCCAGUAUUUCACCUGAAUUUCACCUAAAGGGUAGGCAUGUGGAAGCCUGAGUGUUGAUCUAUGUUCCACCUUCCUCCAGCUCUCUGAGAGGAUUUCAUGAUCACAUGACCCUGGAUAUGGAUGCUGUUUUGUCAGAUUUUGUCCGUUCUACAGGAGCAGAGCCAGGGUUGGCCCGUGAUCUUUUGGAAGGAAAAAAUUGGGAUGUAAGUGCAGCCCUCAGUGAUUUUGAACAACUUCGUCAGGUCCAUGCCGGGAACCUGCCUCCACCCUUUAGUGAGGGUCGUGGUGGCCCCAGACCUCCUGAGAAGGGACCUCCUGAAAGGGAGCCCACCCGCCCUCCCCGGCCCACCCUCCAUCGGCAGGAUGACAUUAUUCAAGAGAAACGCUUGUCCCGUGGCAUCUCUCAUGCCAGUUCCAGCAUUGUUUCUUUAGCCCGAUCCCAUGUCUCCUCUAGUGGUGGGACUGGAGGGAGCAGUGAGCACCCCCUGGAGAUGCCCAUCUGUGCCUUCCAGCUCCCAGACCUCACUGUAUUCACUGAAGACUUCCGCAGCUUCAUUGAAAGAGACCUCAUUGAACAGUCCAUGUUGGUUGCUCUGGAACAAGCAGGGCGUCUAAACUGGUGGGUAAGUGUGGACCCUACCUGCCAAAGGCUGCUGCCCCUAGCAACAACAGGAGAUGGAAACUGCCUCUUGCAUGCAGCCUCUCUUGGGAUGUGGGGUUUCCAUGAUCGGGACCUAAUGCUACGUAAAGCACUUUACUCACUGAUGGAGAAAGGAGUAGAAAAGGAGGCACUCAAACGUCGUUGGAGAUGGCAACAAACACAGCAAAAUAAGGAGUCUGGGCUUGUGUAUACAGAGGAGGAAUGGCAAAAGGAGUGGAAUGAACUCAUCAAGCUUGCCUCAAGUGAACCCCGAAUGCAUAUAGGUACCAACGGAGCCAGCUGUGGAGGGGUGGAGAGCUCAGAAGAGCCUGUAUAUGAGAGCCUGGAAGAGUUCCAUGUCUUUGUCCUCGCACAUGUGCUUAAGAGGCCAAUUGUUGUAGUGGCAGAUACCAUGCUCAGGGACUCAGGUGGAGAAGCAUUUGCCCCAAUUCCCUUUGGGGGGAUCUAUCUGCCCUUGGAGGUCCCGGCCAGCAGGUGUCAUCGAUCACCCCUGGUAUUGGCCUAUGAUCAGGCUCAUUUCUCUGCCCUGGUGUCUAUGGAGCAGAAAGAGAAUUCCAAGGAGCAAGCAGUGAUCCCACUCACAGACUCUGAACACAAGUUGCUGCCCUUGCACUUUUCGGUGGACCCUGGAAAGAGUUGGGAGUGGGGCAAGGAUGAAAGUGACAACAUCAGGCUGGCCAGUGUGACCUUGUCCCUGGAAGCAAAAUUACACCUGCUACAUAGCUACAUGAAUGUGAAAUGGAUCUCUUUACCUUCUGAUACACAGGCUCCUUUGGCUCAACCUGAGUCUCCCACAGCCUCAGCUGGGGAUGAACCCCGAUCUACCCCUGAAUCUGGGGAAUCUGACAAGGAAUCAGUUGGCAGCAAUUCCACCAGCAAUGGGGGAGGUGGGCGGAAAGAGAAGCCAAAGCGAGAUCGGGAGAAGGAUAAGAAGAGAGCAGAUUCAGUCGCCAACAAGUUGGGCAGUUUUGGCAAGACCUUGGGAAGUAAACUCAAGAAGAACAUGGGGGGCCUAAUGCACGGCAAGGGUACCAAGCCUGUUGGGAUUGGGGUAGGGCCUGGGGUACAACCCAGUGGCAGUGACACACUGGAGAAGAAGAAGAAAGGAUCACUUAAGGGCUGGAAGGGCAGCAAGGAGGAUACAUCUGGGGAUGUCAGCGGGUCUGAAAAGCCUAUACCUGAGUCUCCAGGAGAUGGAGGGAACAAGUAUAGCCAGGAGGUGAGGCUGAGCUUGAGCAUUAUGAGAAUUGCAAUGCAAGGGGAACGCAAGUUUAUUUUUGCUGGAAACCUGAAGAUGAGUCACCGACACCAGUAUCAGGAGGAGAUGAUCCAGCGCUACCUGGCAGAUGCCGAAGAAAGAUUCCAGGCUGAGCAGAAGCAGAAAGAGGCAGAAAGAAAAAUGAAUGGAGGGAGUGGGAGUGGACCCCCCCCAGCAAAGAAACAAGAGCCAGAUGGGGAAGAAGAGCUCCUGAACCCCUCCCCACCAGAGUCCAAAGCUUCACUCUCUCCCAGCCACCCUGGGGGCUUCACUAUCCCUAGGCCAGCUGGAGGGGGUGUCCACUGCCAGGACCUUGGGAGGCAGGUGGCAGGCGGUCCCUGUGGAGGACUCCCCUCUUAUGCUACCUUCCCUAGACAGUGCACCUCUGGGCGGCUCUACCCCAAUCAGGACCCAGUUACUUCCUUGGAGAGAAACAGUCAUUCUAUGGAUGGAAACCAAGGGGAAUCAUUGUUACCCUCCCCAUUUCGUGUGGCGGACAGCUACAGUAAUGGCUACAGGGAGCCCCCUGAGCCAGAUGGUGAUGGUGGAUGGGGUGGGGGAACUGUAGAAGACUUGGGGCUUCCUCUAACCCAGACCAAGUGCAAACAACCGAACUGCAGCUUCUAUGGACACCCCGAGACCAGCAACUUCUGUUCCUGCUGUUACCGGGAGGAACUGAGGCGGAGGGAACAGGAAAGGGGUGGGGAGUUGUUGGUUCACAGAUUCUGAAUGGGGGUGGAAGCUGGGAGGGUAAAGGGGGCAAAACAAAGAGAGGUAAUCGCAACUGAUUGGCUCAUCAUGACCCAGCCCAUUAUGGUGGGGCUAAUGCAAUAACUUCUGUGGGAGCUGACCCAGGCAUCAGGGUGUUGGGGGGAUGGUUAGCCCAGGCUGCUAGGAGCUGGCCAGGGCUGGGUAAGGGGGACUAAGGUGGUUCCUCGAAGAGAGUGGAAGCCUCCAUGGAACUGGAUUCGUCCAGGUUGGAGAAGCAAAUGGGGACAUUGUUGUGAUUCCACCUACUAACCCAUCUUUCCCCUGUUGGGGUAUUGAGAAGGGAUAGUUAGCUAUUGGGACAUCAUGAGGCUAGUAGACUUGAGGUUGGUGGAAUAAAAGACCAAAACUCUUCAUAGGUUGAAAAAUUAUGUGCCAGAGUGGAGGUUAAAAUAAACUAACUACUGGUUUGGAUUCAGGUAGAGACUGGGGCAGAAAUUCUCCCUGGAAGAAGCUAGCAGGACAAGACAAAUGACUAGUUGGGGUUGGGGAAAGAGGGCAGUAUUUAGUUGAAAUCACGAAAUUUAUUAUUGAUAGAUGGAAGGAAAUAAUUUUCCUAUGGUUCUGUUUCCUCUAAAAAAAUUACAAAAUGUGUCAUUUAUUCCAGUUUGGGAGGAUUGUUAAUUGUCCUUUCCUAUCCUUUUCUGGAUCACAGUCCAGCUGGGUUCAGGUAGCUGCUAGUUGGUGGGGUCAUGAUUUAUUUUAAAUUUUAAUUAUCUUAGUUUUAAAGCAUUUUGUGGAGAGAUUUAGGUAGAAGACCAACUUCUGUUUGGGGUUUUCUCUGGAUAGAUUUUGCAGAGAUAGCUUGUAGAGAUCAUGAUUUUGGACCAUAUCAAUAACAAAAGUUAUUGGGUGGGAUUAUGGGCUUGGCUUAGUGGGUGAGGAGAUAACUUGGUGGGUGAGAAGGCAAGACUGUUAAACAAAAACAAACCCUAAAAAGCUGUAAACCUACUAUUCCCAUCCUAUAUCACUGCUUUAAAGUAGAAUGAAAAAUUAUUUUAUGAACUAAUUUGUUUUAAACAAAAGAAAAACACAAAAAGAUUUCUUUUUCCAAUUGUGUUACCAUUUUCUCCUUCCUCUUCACUUCUGGGGAGUAAACAUCUAGGCUUCUUUUGUUGAGCCACAGCUGACCAUAGAUUUGUGGGUAGUUUAUUUUAAAAUGAAAAUAAAAAGUAAUUUACAAAAGGAUAUUUUUGAUAAUAGGACUGGAGAGAUGUUUAGAGGUGGAGGUAAUUUAUACAAGAAAUGGAAUUGGGGAAGCAUAGCAUUUUGGAGUUACAACCACAGACUUUCCUCUGAUUGAUUAAUAUUUUGAUUAAUCUCUUUUCCUGGCCCCCUCAACUCCCUCUCCUUGGGAAUGGGGGUGGGGGACCUUUGCAGUUUGCACAAAGCACAAACCAGGACAGAGGUGAUUCUGGCCCUGACCACUUCCAAAAGCUUUAAACUGAGGACCUUUCUUGGUCCCAUCUUCACUUUGACUUUUCUUAAAGAUGUCAACUAUGCAAUUGCAUCCAUUCCUGGAUUUGUUCAGAGAAGGGGAAUAACUAUAGCUAGCAUCUGGAGUGCUGGUAGAAACUUAGUUUUUCUCUAUUUGAAGUUUCUGAGAUGCUUUCUCACCUCCCAGACUCCAAGAUGGAGUCUUCCCUGUUUUUAAUCCAAGCUUUCCCCCUAACACCUAGGGGGCAAAGACAAGGGCUUUCUGCUGGCAGAUGCAGCUGGAGAAUUUUUAUUGAGGGGUUCUUUACCGCACUAUAUGAUGAGGGUGGUUGGGGAAUGGGGAGUAAAACUUCUAAAUGUCAGAGUUGUACACAGCUAGAUGAAGUGUUUCUCCAGUUUCCUUCCAUUUCUCAGCCACAAAGACCCUUCUUGUCAGUCUGACUUUGCUGUUUUCUGGAACCUUGCUGCCUCUGGCUCUUGUAUCUUGGACUCUUGAAAAAAAUGUUAUUUGGUUUUAAAUAAGCAAAAGUACCCAAAGACAAAUGGGGUGUGUUUUCCUGGUGGAGAAUCUGACCUUGAUCAUUUUCAUGGCUCCUGCCUGGCCACUCUUUCCCAACCCACCCCCCCCCCCUCUGUUUUUUUCAUGGUUCUUCUGUCAUCUUCCUAAGCUGAUAGUGUAGACUUGACCUGGAAAGAGGCAGAUGCUAAGAGAAAAAAGCUAAGGAGGCUUCAAGCCUCUUCCCUGCCUCCAAACAAAAAGUACCUUAUAGUUCUUUUUGAGUUUGAACUCUAGUUAGGUUCUAAUUUGACACCAUUUUGUUUUUAAAUUUGAAGGAGAACAGAGAUGAAAUGAAUACAAAAUUCUCCAUGGCAUGUGUUGUAUUUUUAAAAUAAAAAUGUAAUUUAAAUGUUAUUCCCUUUCCUCACCUCCUAAAAAAAAGGUUCUCAGUUUCCAGACUGAGGAUGGGUUGAGAUGUAGGUUGGGUACCUUCAAACCCUGUGGAUUUUUCUUAAAAAUUAAAUUAUUUUUUUAAAAUGGAAGAAGGUAAUUAUUUAUCGAGACAUUGAGACUCCCCCUCCCUUCUUAAUGUGAGGAGGGGUCCUGAGAGUUUUAACUAUUUUUCUACAGGGGAAGAUGGGUGAAAGAUUUCUUGGGGGGAGGGAGAGGAUGGGAUCAUGAUAUACAUGAGAUCAUGACAAUGGGUUUUUGUUCUAAAGGCAGGAAGGCCUUUAGAAAGUGGGGGUGGGUGGUGGGGUGGGAACUAUCACUAGUGUUUUGGGUGUGGAGGUGGGUACCCUGUCUUAAUCUCUCUGAAGCUCACUUGAGUUUGAGAGGGAUGUAUAUGUGAGAGGCAGAAAUUCUUUAACCAAACUUAGGGAUGCCCCCAUCUUUCAGUCUUAUAAGUGCACUUAUACUCUUGCAGAACAGGGCUUAAGGGGUUCUGAGAAUGAAGAGUUUUCAAGGUUAUAUUUUCCUUUCCUUUUGAACUAUGACCCUUGCUGUUUAACCUCUCAUUUACUUGAUCUUAUCCAUGUGAUUCUAGGAUGGUUGUGUAGGAACAGUCCUAGAAUUCCUCUAGUAUCUCUUUUUAAAAUUCCCUCUUUGCCCUGCUGAUUGUGCUUGAGAGUUGUAUGAAAUUUAAUUCAGAUUUUUUUCCCCUUUUAAUUUAGUUGGUUUAGCUUUCAAUUGACAAAAAUCUUUAAAAGGGUUUAAAAAUGGACAAUUUGGGGAAUGGGAGUAAGGGGGGAGGUCUCAUAUCUCUCCUAGUUAAACUCACUGCUGUAAAAGAGCCAGAGGUGAAAGGGGUGGGGUUGGGGGGACAGGUGCUACCUUCUCUCCCCCUUACUGAUUCCUUCUUAUUUAUGCAAACCCUAGAGCUCACAGACCAAUAAAAAUUUAAAAAGAAAA
Molecule: messenger RNA, 9642 nt
Organism: Monodelphis domestica (gray short-tailed opossum)
Lineage: Eukaryota; Metazoa; Chordata; Mammalia; Didelphimorphia; Didelphidae
Source: RefSeq, a predicted model, not a curated record